Messenger RNA from Gracilinanus agilis (Agile Gracile Mouse Opossum), 2033 nucleotides. RefSeq names its product family with sequence similarity 43 member A (gene FAM43A). NCBI's taxonomy places the organism in Eukaryota, Metazoa, Chordata, Mammalia, Didelphimorphia, Didelphidae. Bases 61 to 1311 code for a protein of 416 amino acids. The transcript has a single exon. The record is from RefSeq and is a predicted model, not a curated record.
CGCUCGCCUCCUCUGCCCGGCCCCCCGCCUGUGUUUCGGACCCGGGCAGCCAGCAGGGAGAUGCUGCCGUGGAAGAGAAACAAAUUCGAGCUGAUCGAGGAAGACCCCAAGCAGGCGGCCAAGGCCAAGGGCUAUGCAGUGAGCCUCAACUAUUCGGCGCUCACGUCGCUGGCCAAGGCGUGCCCGGAGAGCGCCCUCAGUCGCGUGGGCAGCAUGUUCAGGUCGAAACGCAGAAAGGUCAAGAUCACCAGCGAGGACCCCACGUACACCGUGCUCUACCUGGGCAACGCCACCACCAUCCAGGCCCGCGGCGACGGCUGCACCGACCUGGCCGUGGGCAAGAUCUGGGCCAAGAGCGAGGCGGGCAAGCAGGGCACCAAGAUGAAGCUGACCAUCAGCGCGCAGGGCAUCCGCAUGGUGCCCGCCGACGAGCAGGCGCCGCGGCGCCCGGGCCACCUCUAUCUACUGCAUCGCGUCACCUACUGCGUGGCCGACCCGCGGCUGCCCAAGGUCUUCGCCUGGGUCUACCGGCACGAGCUGAAACACAAGGCGGUGAUGCUGCGCUGCCACGCCGUGCUCGUGGCCAAGGCGGAGAAGGCCAAGGCCAUGGCUCUGCUGCUCUACCAGACGUCGGCAGCCGCCCUGGCCGAGUUCAAGCGCCUCAAGCGGCGCGACGACGCGCGCCACCAGCAGCAGCAGCUGGUGGGCCAGCAGGGCAUCCCUCUGGUGCCCCUGCGCAAACUCCUGCUGCACGGACCCGGCUGCUACAAGCCGCCUGUCGAGCGUAGCCGCAGCGCUCCCAAGCUGGGCCCCAUCACCGAGGACCUGCUGGGCGAGCAGCAGGAGCAGCGGGAGUGGGAGCUCGGGCAGCGCCACGCCGACCACGGCCGCAGCCGUCGGCCGGACGGGGAGGGCGACGAAGAGGGGGUCGACAAUGACAACGAGGAGGACCCGGCCCUGGACUUCGACCUCGCCCUGGACGGCGAGGCUGAGGACGUUGACGGAGACUGGGACGAGGACGGGGAGGCGUCGCCGCCGCCCCUCGGUGCCUCGCCCUCGGAGUACAGGGACCUGUUGGACAAGCUGGCUGACGGCGAGGACGGGAGGCGCGAGCUCGGCGGACUCCUGGGCCCCCUGGGCGAGCUCAGCAUCGGCAACGACGUGCGGAGCCUGCGGGCCGACCUGCGCGUCACCAGGCUGCUGUCCGGCGAGAGCACUGGCAGCGAGAGCUCCAGUGAGAGCGGCGGCCAGGACCCGGCGGGGCUCGCCAACGGACUGGGCGAGGCACGCCCGGAGGCCGGCCCGGCCUGAGCUCCUACUUGGACUGCGGCCGCCCUUGCCGCCGCCGCUGCUGCUGCUCCCAUCCCUCCCGCCCCCGCUCCCUGUCCAGCCCCGUGAGUCCCGGCUGGUGCCCGAGCACAAGUCCGGGGCGGCAGCCGCAGCCGCAGCCGCAGCGGCAGCGAGAGAGCCAGCCGGCCCAGCCGGGAGCUCUGACCACCGGGAUCUCCCUUAGGGCGCCCGACGGAUUGGGAGGAGGCACUAGGCGCUUCUUUGGGCUGCCUCUUGGUGCGGGGAGAGGGAAAGGCUGAGUGUGUGCGUGUGUGAGCGUGGGGGAGGCUUGUGCCUGGCACUCCGUAAAGCACCCCGACUACCUGCCGGGCUGCGGGUCACUGUCCCUGGCUGCCUCCUGGGCCAUCCCUCUGGCCUCCUCCAUCUCCGGGCCCUCGCCUCGUCCAGGCAGCAGCGACCCAGAGACAGACGGACUGACAGAGGCCGGCGGGCGGCCGAGCGCGGGAGCCGGGAGCCGGGGGAGGGAGGGGAAGGGAGGCCGCGCAAUUGUUGCCCAGUAGGCUUCUGUCAUCUCCGGAUGACUGAGAAUUUCCUGUUUUUCUCGGUAACUGGGGAACGACAGAGGAGGGGUUAACUUCCUUUCUCCGCCGAGGCCGGCCAGCCGCUUCGGGGCACUUUCCCGUCUGUUUCCAUCUCCCAAAGCGAACCUGUGUGUGCCCGUGUGCCUGGGCGUGUGCAUGUGC